This is a messenger RNA of Phodopus roborovskii (desert hamster), 1140 nucleotides long. It is a transcript of the gene Htatip2, whose product is annotated as HIV-1 Tat interactive protein 2. Gene Ontology annotation, biological process: import into nucleus. Gene Ontology annotation, cellular component: cytoplasm. The coding region runs from base 26 to 853 and encodes 275 amino acids. The record is from RefSeq and is a predicted model, not a curated record. Gene Ontology annotation, molecular function: NAD binding; oxidoreductase activity, acting on the aldehyde or oxo group of donors, NAD or NADP as acceptor. The transcript is spliced from 6 exons. NCBI's taxonomy places the organism in Eukaryota, Metazoa, Chordata, Mammalia, Rodentia, Cricetidae.
GGAGCCGGGGCGCAGGUGGAGAGAGAUGCCUGGCCUCUCGGCGCUAGGCGCGGUGGCAGCCGCGCUGGUAGCAUCGAUGCUCCUGCUGCAGCGUGGGGAUGAGGGGUCCGGGGCUGGCCCUAGCAUGGCGGACAAGGGGGCCCUGCCGAAGCUUCGGGAAGACUUCAGGAUGCAGAAUAAAUCCGUCUUUAUUUUGGGCGCCAGCGGGGAAACCGGUAGAGUACUUUUGAAAGAAAUCCUGGGACAGAACCUGUUUUCCAAAGUCACGCUCAUUGGACGGAGGAGGCUCACCUUUGAGGAGGAAGCUUAUAAAGACGUGAAUCAGGAAGUUGUGGACUUUGAGAAGCUGGAUGAGUACGCGUCUGCCUUUCAAGGUCACGAUGUCGGAUUCUGUUGCCUGGGCACCACCAGGAAGAAGGCCGGAGCGGAAGGGUUUGUCCGUGUUGACCGAGAUUAUGUGCUGAAGUCUGCAGAGCUGGCGAAAGCAGGAGGGUGCAAACAUUUCAACCUGCUGUCCUCCAAGGGGGCUGAUAGGUCGAGCAGUUUCUUAUACCUACAAGUAAAGGGAGAAGUAGAAGCCAAGGUUGAAGAACUGAAGUUUGAUCGCUUCUCGGUGUUUCGACCAGGAGUCUUACUGUGUGACAGGCAAGAGUCCCGUCCGGCUGAAUGGCUGGUUAGGAAAUUCUUCAGCUCUCUGCCAGACUCUUGGGCCAGCGGGUACUCUAUACCUGUGGUGACAGUGGUUAGAGCGAUGCUGAACAACCUGGUGAGUCCUGGCAGCGGACAAAUGGAACUUCUGGAAAAUAAGGCCAUCCUCCACCUGGGGAAGGACAGUGAGGUGCCCAAGCUGUGAUCUCAGUGCUUGUCACCAAAUCAGUCACUUUGGGGUCUAUAAAAAGUCUCUCUGUGGCCCUUUGUGGUACGGGUUGAGAACAGGAAUCUGUGGUUGCGAGGCCAGCUCUGACACACUCCUACAGAGAUGCCUGAGCAGUGGGACCCUAGUGCUCCAGGCAGGCGAGUGCUCAUGGAGCCCACGAGCUGCCUGUAGCUGAGUGAAUACUGUGCCUUUACUCUGUGUCAGCACCGAAGUCAUAAAAUGAGCUUCUGUGAUUCAUGGGGGAAUAAAAGUAAACGGACAAA